UCUGCUCUGGUUGAAGUGGGUGGGUCUAUGUCUCAUCCAAAACAACCCAGACUGGUGAGUUUAAACCUGCAGUCAGACUUGUGUGUUGCACAAACAAUCGUCAUGUCUACUGCAUUUGAUAGCAGAUUGUUGCACUCUGAAAACUGCCGUGAUCCUACAACUUACUGGGAUAGAACAACAUCUAAUUGCGUGCCGUGUGACAUAACACCAGGAUACGAAGUCACAGCUAACUGUGGAAAGAGUGACGACGGAUCGCAACAUGAAGUCAGCAAAACGGUGUGCAAAGCCAACACUUUUAAUGAUGGAAGCGCCGGAUUUUGUAAAAGUUGUUCCAUAUGUCGACCCGGGUAUAUCAUUUCGAGCCCGUGCACAAUAACAACUGACACCAAGUGCGAAGAUAUAGGAAGCAGAUCGACCGGAGUUCCUGUCACAGUACCAACAUCAAAGUUUAAUACAGCUUUUCUCAGCGAAAUACCAAAGACUCAGACAAACAAGGAAGGAGGUACUUUCCCUCCCAGUCCUGGUGCAAUGAUAUGGGCCGUACCAUUAGUCGUCUUUUUUUCCAUUACACUUGUUGUGAUCGGCGCUUGUCUUAUCUACAUAAAGCGGAAAAGAGGACAGCAGACAGUGUUGACUUACAGCAGAAGAUCUUCCUACAUCAAUGCAGGGUUCACCCCACUGUCUGCUCCAACUGGUAACGAUGGUCAGGAGGGCCUCCUUAGUCCCAACGUCCUGUCAGCACCUUUACAGACCGUGCUGGACAACCUGGAUGUUUUGGAAGAGCUGGUGAUUUUGCUGGAUCCAGAGAGCCAUGGAGUUAAAAACACCAAACAUCUGGCGUCUCACUGCUCCUUCCCCGCCACCUGGAUAACUUACACCUACUCCAUGAAGGACAGUAAGAGCCCGCUGAAAGCCGUGUUGGAGGGGGUCACAAGCAGGCACCCCGACUGGACAGUAGGGCACCUGGCUAAGCUGCUCGGAUAUAUGAAGCGCUACGAUGCCAUCGCUGUUCUUGCCAAACUUGAACUGAACGUGAUAGAGAUAUAACAUUCCUUCAACCUGAGACUGCCAUACAUUUUUUCAACUUUUCGAAGUUAAGAUUCCAGAUGUUGGGCUUUCUCUGAUUAAUUCUUAAAAUAAUGCUUAAACAUGAGUACAUGUAAUCCAAUCACCCUGUAAGCUAUUCGGACCAACCUAUUCCAUUAUGACUUUACAUUUCAACAUUCCUUUUUUACUUAAAAAACACUUCGAAAAUACCCCAAAAUUAAUCCUGUAGGAGUUAAUUCACGAAACCUCAGAUUCUUUGCUUUUUAUUCUAACAGUGGCCUUAUUACAUUCCGAUAACAGUGUAUUGCUUUUCAUAGUUAUUCUAAUUUAACCUUUCAAAAUACAAAAAUAGAAAUGUAUUCAAACAUCUUAACAUCUUUAUUAAGCAAUAACAUUAUAAAUAAAAAAAGUGCAUAGAAAAAUUAAACAGGUUUAGAAAUAUGUAUACAAAUAUUUACAAACCCAGGGUUUAUUUGUACAUGGUAACAAAUACGUAAAUUUAAAGAUCACAUAUUUUCUAAUUUUUAUGUCUUUUACACUUACUUUAAAAUAACCCUACUAUAUAUAUAUAUAUAUAUAUAUAUAUAUAUAUUUAUAUAUAUUUUUUUAUAUAUGUGUGUAUAUAUAACAUACAGCUUUCUUAACAGAUUCUGGGAGAGAUGGUAAUGAUAACUUCAGGUUUUGACUAGUGCUUUCCAUCCUUCAUUGCAAACACACACACAAUGACACAAAUAGAGGCACAUACAAACACACGCACACACACACACACACACACUCACUCACCAGCUCUGCAGAACAUUAAAACCAUGAUACUCUUUAAAUUACCAUCCUCUCUUUUUGCAUCAGUAUUCCCGAACAUCUGUAUAAACAGCUGAGGUAGAAUCCUUGCAAGGAGUUGGGAGUGACUCUGCUCUUGUUGUCAGCUAGGUGAUUGACACAAGGUAAUCUGGGCUCCAUCCCAGUGAUUGGACAUGCAAGAAGGAAAGGGGAUUAAGAUAAAGACAAAACAUGAGGGAGAAAAAAAAGAUCAUUGGCAUGGGGAGGGAAACAGUGCUCACUUUACUCCUGUGGAUGAUUCUAAGACCGUCAGUAAUUUAGCAUAACAAAAAAAAUAAAAAUAUAAAUGAUUCUUUAAAAAUACCUGCUUUUGAACAACUUCUGUCAAUAAAGGUUUGAAUGUAUGACACAA
Molecule: messenger RNA, 2236 nt
Organism: Eleginops maclovinus (Patagonian blennie)
Lineage: Eukaryota; Metazoa; Chordata; Actinopteri; Perciformes; Eleginopidae
Gene: igflr1
Product: IGF-like family receptor 1
Exons: 8
Coding region: 28-1047 (339 amino acids)
Cellular component (GO): plasma membrane
Molecular function (GO): protein binding
Source: RefSeq, a predicted model, not a curated record